Messenger RNA from Naumovozyma dairenensis CBS 421, 3192 nucleotides. It is a transcript of the gene POL5, whose product is annotated as DNA-directed DNA polymerase. Gene Ontology annotation, cellular component: nucleolus. Gene Ontology annotation, biological process: regulation of DNA-templated transcription. The transcript has a single exon. The coding region runs from base 1 to 3192 and encodes 1063 amino acids. Lineage: Eukaryota; Fungi; Ascomycota; Saccharomycetes; Saccharomycetales; Saccharomycetaceae. The record is from RefSeq and is a predicted model, not a curated record. Gene Ontology annotation, molecular function: transcription factor binding; rDNA binding.
AUGGCUGGUAAAGUGAAUAGAGACUUAUUCUAUAAGUUAGCAUCCGAUUUAGAAGAAGAACGUUUACAAUCAGCCGUGUCAUUGAUUAAAGAAUUAUCACAAUUAAAUGUGCCUGACGAUAUUGAAGAAUGGACGUACGUAUUAAACAGAUUGAUUAAAGGUUUGGCUUCAGAUAGAAAUAGUGCACGUCUUGGAUUUUCAUUAUGUUUAACUGAGGCCAUUAAUCUAGCGUUAGGAAUGGGAGAUAAUGCCCCACAAGGUGUACAAUCCAUUAAUGAAUUCCUUGAUUUAUUGUCUAAAACGUUACCAAUCGAUUCCAACACUGUUGCUACAGAAAAUAAAACUGCUUUGAAAAAGAAGAAGGGAAGAGAUGAACGUGGUAUAUUAUUUGGUAAAUUAUUUGCAUUACAAGCUUUAUUAAAUGAACCUUUAUUCUCCACUAUUUUUCUAAGCGAAGAUAAAAAAAAAAUUGAUUCUUCAUUAUUUAUAAGGUACGUUGAUGAAUUAUUCACAUUAGGUUCCAAAAAGAAUUGGAUAAGAGAAUCUUGCUUCUUUACGCUCUAUCAAACUAUUGAAAAAUUAUUACCUUACGCUGAUAUCGAAUUCUACCAAUUAGUGUUGACUCUUUUAGAUAAAUAUGAAUUGACUCUCUCGAAAGAGGGUUUAGCCAUUUAUCUUCUAAUUAUUUACCGUAGUGCUAACAAGAAACAAUUAGAGAAAACACUAUCAGAUAUCCAAUUGUCUAACUCUCAUUGGAAAUCUAAUAAUCCAUUAGCUAGAGGUAACCUUCCUGCAUUGACCAACAUAUUGCGUGAUUCAAAUGUUACUGAAUUUCAAGACCACGAAAAACCACCUACGAAGAAUAAUAAGCAACCGCCAGCAAACUGGGCUCCAAGAUUACAUUUUGUAUGGGAUAUUUUACUCCCUAUCUUAACCACUACUACCACUGAAGAAGAUACGAACAGCGACGAUAAACAUAUCUCUAAAAAGAGGAAAAAGAUAAAGAAGAAUCAAGAUUCAAACGAAUUUAUUAGAUUCCCAGAAUUUUGGCAAAUGGCUAUUGAUGAAUCAUUUUUUAAUGAAAAAGCUUCAAGCGAAAGGAAAUAUUUAGGGUUUUUAAUCUUCCAAAAGACAAUCCAAUCCAUUGGCAAAAAUAAUGCUAAACUCAUAUCUACUUGCUUCACUAGAAAUUUUAUGAGAUCCUUAAUUAACCAAUCAAGUGAUAACAAACGUCUUCUUCAUAAAAUGUCUCAAAUUGCCAUAGAUACAAUUGUUAAAGUCUGUGAAGAUGAUCCAUCAAAUAAAUUAAUUCCAUGUUUAGAUGCACUAUUAUUUAACACCAAUGUUGGGGGUUCUAUUAAUUUUGAUAAAUUAACGAAAUCUAAAACAGUGUCCAAGUUGAUCUCUAUUAAACAUUUAAGUUCCAGCACACUAAGACAAUUAAUUAAGUUAUUCAUUUCACAAAUUAACGCUAUGAGUACAGAAAAGGAAAUUACUAUAGUUAAUCAAUUUGCAUUAGAUACAAUCUUACAUGUUGUUCGUAGCCAUAAAUCUGAAUUCGACUAUGACUCCGUAGUCGAACCUUUAUUGAAUCCCUUAGUAAAAUUGGCAUUUUUCAGCAAGGAUAAUGAGGCACUAAAUGAACUAGCUAAAGAAAGACUAUAUUCAAUCCUUUCUGAAUUAACCGGUGCCACCUCAUCACCAAAAUCCUCAAACGCAGCCCAUUCUUGGCACUAUUAUACCCUUCAAUUAAUUCUUGAACUAGAAAAAUCAGGAAACCAAGAAUUAGUAAACAAAUUAGAUGCCGAUCUAGAAACUAUAAAAAACAAUGGAUUAAAAGUGCUAAAUGAAAUCUCGAUGACAAACACUGACGAAAUGACACAACAGUCAAAAGGUUUAGAAUUAUUACUCUCAAUGUGUAUCUUACAAUUAUUUUCCGGUGAUACAGAAUCAUUAUCCACCAUUGAAGAGUUGGUCGAAUUCUACAGCAAUAGCAAACAAGAGGAAUCCACUUCUCUAGUGGGUAUAACUGAAAUUUUAUUGUCUUUAUUAGCACAAAAGAAAGCUAUCUUAAGAAAAUUAAGUUUAUCUGUAUGGGAACAUUUUAUAAGUGAUAUUGGUAAAAAUGAAUUGAAUGUUUUAUUAGCUGUAUUGCCUGUAAGAGAAAAUAAACAAGGGUUUGCUCAUUUAUUCGAGGGUGCUGAUGAAUAUGAAGAAGAUGACGACCAAGAAGAAGGAGAGGGCAACGAGGAUGAGGAGGAAAAUGAUGAUAUUAAUUCUUCAAAUUCCGAAUCUGACUCUGGUUCCAGUUCUGACUCAGAUAGUGAUGAUAACGACAAUGUUAUUGAAAAUGGUGACAUUGCUAAUAUAGACAAGGAGGCAACUAGUGCUUUAGCGAAAGCUUUAAAUUUACCAGAAAAUAUUGUUAAUGAAAAGGGAGAAGUUGACCUGGCGAAACUUGAAAAUAUGUCCGAUAAUGAUCUUGAUAAUUCCAUAAAUGAUGACGAUGAUGACGAGAGUGAUGAAGAAUCAAUGGAUGAUGAAAAAAUGAUGGAAUUAGAUGACCAAUUGUCUGAAAUAUUUAAGCGUAGAAAGGAAGCAUUGUCUAAUAUCUCUACGGGUAAUCAAAGAAAGAUUGAAGUAAAGGAAUCUCGUGAAAAUGUCAUUGCCUUUAAACAUAGAGUCAUCGAUAUGCUUAUGAUAUAUAUGAAAUAUGUUGAAGGUUUAACCUUGACUACUGAAAAUGGUGAGAAAUUCGGAAAUUUAUUACUUUUCAUUGAACCUAUGAUUAAAUGUGUGAAACAAACUUUAGAUAAAUCUCUCGCAGAUAAAGUUGUCAAAUUAGUGAAAACCAAAUUGUUUAAGAUAAAAAGCUCUAAUUUUCAAAUUGAAUCGUUGAAUGCUGAUGAUGAUAGAGUCAUGGAACUGUUACAAAGGACGCAUGAAAGUUUAUUAACCUCUAAAGCCGGCCAAUUCCCAAGCCUAUAUUAUUCAUUAUGUUCCACAUUCUCAAUCUUCCUGGGGAAAAUUCUUGUUCACGUUGAAUCGAAUGAUAAAGAAAUUGCAUAUGGAAAAUUGAUUGAUUUAUAUGGUGAAACGACUAAGAGUUGGGUAAUGUCUAAGGGUAAAUUUGGCAUCAAUACUUUCACUGAUUUCUACAAUUGGUUAUCAUCGCAAAGACAAAUACCCUAG